Electrophorus electricus (electric eel) is the source of this 4928-nucleotide messenger RNA. RefSeq names its product pleckstrin homology domain containing, family M (with RUN domain) member 1 (gene plekhm1). The record is from RefSeq and is a predicted model, not a curated record. NCBI's taxonomy places the organism in Eukaryota, Metazoa, Chordata, Actinopteri, Gymnotiformes, Gymnotidae.
UUAGGACUAAACACGGCUUGUUUGCUACUUAACGGUAGCUGAAGGCUGGUCGAGAAGGUUGGAAGAUAAACCCCUUUCAUAAUUUUAGAUUCACGUUCCACCGACCUUUGAGAGACAGACAAUAUUCUAAUGACUGUGAACUGUGGUGAGGUUAAGUACAGGGCUUCGCUACUCUUGAGAAAUUUAGGUAAAAUCGGGGAUAUUUAUUUUUGCAGUGUGUCAAGUGGGAGUAAGGUAAACUUAAGAAGCCAUGCUCGCCACCCAGACUACUGACUGCAUUCCAGAGGUUAAAAAUGGCAAACAGAACAUCAAGGAGAAACUAGCCCAAACCCUAAAAGCCCUACAGAAACGCUACGUGGCCACAGACGUGCCUGUCACAAGUGAGGACUCGGAUGCCAACCAGCUGUGCUGUGACCUGGAGGCCGUCUUCAUCCACGGCCUGCGCAGCAAACACAUCCGCGCUGACGCUGUUGGGGUGCGUGGCCGCAAGGGACCCCAACUCCCCCAGCCCACCUUCUGGAGUCUGCUCAAAACCGUCACCCACAGAGAUGUGAUUCUGGAGCUAGAGGGCCUGAGCUUCAUCAGCUCAGAUGUGGGCCGGUGCCGGGCGUGGGUGCGUCUUGCACUGAAUGACGGGCUGCUGGAGUGCUACCUGGCCUCACUCCUCCGUGAGGUUUCCGAACUGGAUGGCCACUACCAGCCCGGCGCGCUGCUUCUGGACCCUGAGGAGCGAGAGGUGCUUCUCAGCCUCCUGCAGGGCCUCACCUCACUCUCCUUCCAGCUCUCAUACAAGUCAGCCGUGUUGAAUGAGUGGACAGUCACUCCGCUGGCACUCGCUGGCCUGUGCCCAGUGGCGAAUGACAACGACCCACGGCCCACUGCUGUGCGCCGGAGAUCCUGGGAUGCGAUAUCACAGUCAUCUGUUGGCUCGGAUGGGGUUGUCGAGGUGCUGGGAAGGGUGCCGAACGGUGCGUGUGGAGCCAGGUCUUCCCUGACGGCCUCUGACCUGAGCCUGGACACGGCAGGCUCAUCGUUGCUGUCCUCCAGUCUUGGCUCUGAUGGGCAGCCUCUGCCAGACAGGGAGAGCUUGACCGGGCAUGAGGGAGAGCUCAGCCACAGCGAGCGUGACAAGAGCAUGAUAAUCGGAGAUGGUAGUUCCUCCAGCCAGAAAAUGACCAAGGAAGAUGUGAGCAGCCCUUCUCCAGAGAGCAUGGUUGAGUCUACCACCCACAGCAGCAGUGAUGAAGACUCGCCAAAGCCCUCCUCAUCUGACAAACAGGAGGAACCCAACUCACUUGCACACUCACCAGACACAUCUGUCCAAAAUGCACAAGCAGCACCCCCAUCUGGCUUGGAGGGAAAGAUGCAUAGCGAGGCUGCCACGGAGCCUAACGCUGCCAUUGUAACUUUGGGUCCAGUGAAAACAUCUCUAACGAUUGUUCCAGAGGAGAACUGUAAGAAAAAGGACUCUCCUGGCACUGUCUGUUUACCUACUCCUGCUCUGACCUCUGGAUUGGCCUCUGACCCAGUGCCCUGUGACACUCCCUGUCCACUCACCUCUGGCCUGGUAGAAGAUUCCAGGCAUGUGCCUGUCCAACGCUCUUGUGUUCUGAGCAAGAAAACCUCUUCAGGCUCCCUUUAUUGCUCCCAAACAUCCCCGUCUUGGAUCUCUGAAGAAGACUUCUAUAAACCGGAUCCAUACGGGAGUGGGGAUUCUGAAGGGCCAGAGACUUCCGACAUCACCCUGAUGAAUGGCACAGUGUCUACUGAUCCUGAACUAGUGUCUCCACCCAGUGUGGUCCACCGGAGACAGAUUGGACUGUCCAACCCUUUCCGAGGUCUGCUGAAGCUGGGCCAGUUGGAGCUGCGUGGAGCCAUUGGGCUGUGGAGUAGCUACUACUGCGAGCUGUCGCCCUUUGAGCUUCGCCUCUACGCCGACGCAGAUGAGCGCGUGUGCUACAAGAAUUGCUCUCUGCUGCGCUGUGAGGAUGUGCACCUCUCAGCCAGCGGCGAGGGCCGCUUCUGCCUCACCUUCUCAGGCAAGAGAACGCUGUAUCUACGAGCGCCGUCAUGUGGCGAGGCCGAGGACUGGGUGGAUCGCAUCCUGGAGGCCGUGAACAAGGCCCGGCCGAUGGCCCGUGACGAGGUUCUCAAGUCCUCGGCUCUGGGUGAUGAGCUGGGCACCCCCUCUCCCGCCUCAGCACCCUCCAGCCCUGAGCGGACGCCCGGAGAAACACCCCAGCCACCACAGACCGACUGGAGCCGGCCUGCCAACCCAGAGCCAGAUGCUAUUAAGGAGGCGGUCGUGUACGUCAGCCGGGAGGAACUCGGCUGGACGUCGCUGGUGCUGUCGCUCUCGCUGGAGGCGCUGCGGGCCUUUGCGGUGCGAGAGGGCCACAAGACACCCGCGUUCGUGCACCCCAUCGAGACAGUGCGUGACGUGGUGCCUGAUGCGGCUCUAGGAGGCCCCGCCUUCUUCAAGGUUCUGAUGGCAAACGGGACGCUAACAUUCAGAGCAGAGAGCGCAGAGGAAGCGUGCAUCUGGAGGAGCCUCAUCCGCGGAGUGCUCAGCUCCUACCUGGACACGGAGGAGGACGGGAUGGGUGGAGACGUGGCCUACCCAGGCAGGGGGCAGGGAGGCAACGUAAACCGGCUGGUCCAGCACCGGCUGCAGGGAGAGGGGGUGCUGCUAGCUCACUUGACCACUGUCCCUGUGGAAAGAGGGUUGGACUCGCAGAACUUCAAGUGUGCAGGAUGUCCCAGGCAGAUUGGUGUGUCUUUGGGCCAGGCCAAGCUGUGUGAGUUCUCAGGUCAGUACUACUGUGAUACCUGUCACUACGGCGACACCAGCAUUAUUCCAUCACGCAUGGUGCACAACUGGGACCUCAAUGCACACGAGGUCUCCAGGCAGGCCCUGAAGCUAUUGGCUGAUAUUGAACAGGAGCCUUUGCUGAAUCUGGACAUCUUAAACCCUGACCUGUUUAAACACACUGAAACCAUGGCAACAGCCCAUUGCCUCAGGCAGAGACUCCGCCUUCUCGGAGAUUACCUGCUUAUCUGCCGAAGUGGAAUCAGAAAAAACAUGGAGCCCAGGCUGGAGCAAAGGACCUAUCUUUUGGAGUCCAGUCAUCUAUAUAGUGUAAUGGACUUGCGGCAGAUAGUGGAUGGCCAUUACGCAUCCUUCCUGCAGUAUCUUAUCCAGUUCUCGUCCAAUCACGUGCAUAACUGUGAUCUUUGCACCCAGCGAGGCUUCAUCUGCCAGAUCUGCAACAGAGAUGACAUCAUCUUUCCUUUUCAGUUUGACAGCACGUCCAGGUGCAAAGUGUGCAAGACAGUGUUCCACUCCUCCUGCAAGGCUCAGAAUCUUGCCUGUCCUCGUUGUGAGCGGCUGCAGAGAUACCGGGACAGAGACUUGUAUUAACGAGCCUUUUGUUCCUUUAUGCUUUCCAUACUUCCAACCUUAAACCAUAACUGCUUGCAGGAGUGAGCUGUAGGUGCAUUAUGUCCCUCCAAGCCUCCUUGAUGCACAGCCAGGCAAGAUUCCUCUUUUGCAAGCAGUGAUCAUGAAGUCUUAAUAUAUUUAAAAUGUAGCCUUAAGUGCACUUAUUUAUAUACAUGUACAAGCAUAAAUGACUGUACACAUACAGAAUGUGUGUAUUGCCAAUCCGUGAUGUUUUGUGGCGUGAUUGAGGUCCAAGCUGUAACUUGCACUAACAGAGACCAGUAUUGUCUCUGCUGACUGAGUUAAUGGACAUUUUAUACUGGCUCUGCUUUUCUUGGCUUUCAACCAUUUGACAGACCUUUUUGGUAUCAGAAUAGAUGACCUUGACUGGAUCCUGUUUUUGUUUGUUUACCGUUCUAGCAGUUUCAUGCAGAGGUUAUGAAGGCUUGGAUUUAGAUUGUCAAUAGGUACUGCUCUGCAUCCAGUUUAGGAAGCCGUUUUUAGUAAACCAGUGACAUGAUCUUUUUUUUUUUUUUGCCACGGAACAGACUCCCCCCCCCCCCCAACACCUUUUUAAUAGGUAUUUUUGUGCUACUCUUCCUGUCAAAGGGAAUGUUUUUAUUAAUACCUGUGUACAGACCAAACACUAGUUGUAUAAGUGAUUAAGGCAUAAUUUAAUAUGGCAGUAGUAUAAAUGAUGAAUCAUCCUGAAACUUGCACAUUAAAGUCUCCUUUUAGUUUUUGUUCAUAUUUCUGUUUAAUGGUUAACACUUCAUUUGAACAUAAGUCUACAGUGUGCCAAAAAUGUUAGAAGAAUAUUUUAAAAUACUAUUGUCUUUCUAUUUGGUGGCAUAAUUGGCUAAACAGAGCUCUGACAAGGAAGUGCUCUGCAAGAACUUGGAGUAAAAAUAAUCAAAUUGUAACCAUGAUGGGCAGCCUAUUUGUGGUUAGUAAGGUGUGUGUAAAGUCUUAACCUAGGGUUACCCAUUAGCUUUUCCAUGUGCAACGUCAUUUCUCAUAUAGAGAGCACUUCCUUUUCACACUUCCUUGUUUAUUUGGUUGUCACUUGCACAAGGAACUGAAUUCUGAUGUGCUCCAUCUUAAAAAAACAACAACAAAAAAAACUCCAAGAACACAUCAGUAUGUGUAUGGGCAACUCUGCCAUACAUGGGUUUAGUGUGUCAGAUCAAGUUUAAAAAUGUUCAAUUUGAAGAUGUAAAUGUUUGUCUUUUAGUAAAACAAGUCUUACGUUUUUGGCACACUAACGUUUUAUUCUGUGUGUAAUUAAAAUAUAUAAAAUUUCUUUUCCUACGUUAAGAUUCUUUUCAUCUUUUAAAACACGUUUCCACUCUAGCGACAGGACCUCGGGAUGGUAAGGAGCAGUGGCGUCCAAUAGCUAAAUAAAUGUAUCUUGUACAGGCAGGAGCAGAAACAGUUCUGUGCCGCCUUUACAUGUAUGUGCACCAAUAAAAGCGCUUCCAUUUUU